Messenger RNA from Rosa rugosa (rugosa rose), 3398 nucleotides. RefSeq lists its product as uncharacterized. NCBI's taxonomy places the organism in Eukaryota, Viridiplantae, Streptophyta, Magnoliopsida, Rosales, Rosaceae. Gene Ontology annotation, molecular function: protein dimerization activity. The transcript is spliced from 3 exons. Bases 2318 to 3109 code for a protein of 263 amino acids. The record is from RefSeq and is a predicted model, not a curated record.
GCUGACGGAACCAUCCUCAAAGCCAAGGUAUAAUAACAUUACCCUUUACUGUUUUUAAAACCAUGACUAGUGUUACUAAUGUAGUUUGCUCAAAACCCAACUCUAUUCCCCUGUUUCGUUCCCAAAAUUUGACAACUGCUUUUGGGGUUCCCACAUUUGACCAGCGCAGUCGAGCAUUAUAGUACGGUUAGUACCAGAGCAACCAUAAACAUAUAUGCAAAAAGAGUGUUUCCAGUUAAUUUGAUUACUGAAUUAGCUUUAGUGUUUUUGCUUGAUUGUUCAUACUUCAUACUGUAGGAUGGUUGUUUUGUUCGUGUGAAUUGUGUGUGUUGAUUGAUAUGUUCUGAACUUCUGAUAUUGCGGAAGUGAAAUUGUGAAAUUGUUUGAUAUGGUUGUUUCGGAAGGAUGGUGUAUCAUGGAUGUGAAAUUGUGAACAUAGUUGUUUCAUGACUUCACACAUGGUUCAGUAAUAUUGUCUCCUUGAAAUUGUGUAGGCACAAUGAGUUCUAGUACUAGUGGGACAGCAAAGAAAGAUCAUGCUUGGCGAUGGACUAAACCAAUUCCCGGAGAGUUGAAGUACUUUUUGUGUGCAUUUUGUGAUCAAAGAAAUACUGGUGGCAUAUUCAGGUUCAAGCAGCAUUUAGUUGGCACUCAUAAGGGAAUCAAACCUUGUAACAAAGUUCCACCAAAUGUGAAAGAUUGGUGCACUAUAGCGCUUAAAAAAAAUGAUGAAGAGAAACGAGGAAGGAUGGCGGUGCGUCGGGAGAUAGGGGGAUUGGAAGGUCUAGAAGAAGAUGAUGCAGAUGAUCAGGAGGUGACAAAUGUGGCUGCAAGUGAGAGUGGUAGUGCUCAAACUCCACUUGGUGGUGGUUCUACGGGUCAACCGAAGGCUAGAGGACCGAUGGACAAGUUUGUAUCCUCAAAAGCUCGUCAAGUUACAUUGAAUACCUCAUACAAGAAAGAAGAAAGACAUAAUGUGUGUAGGGCAAUUGGGCGCUUAUUUUAUACUAGUGCAUUGCCUUUCAAUGUGGCAAACAAUCCUUAUUAUUUUGCGGCAUUAGAGAUGGUUGCCAAAUACGGUCCCGGUUUUCAACCUCCAACAAGUCAUGAGUUAAGGGCUUGGAUUUUGAAGGAAGAAGUUGAAGAUGUUCAAAAGUUGAUGGUAGCACACAAAAAAGAUUGGAGUCACUAUGGAUGCACUAUUAUGUCGGAUGGUUGGACAGAUGGUAAGAGUAGGGUUAUACUAAAUUUUUUAGUAAAUAGCCCAAAAGGUACAUGGUUCUUGAAAUCGGUUGAUGCAUCGGAUACAAUUAAAAAUGGAGAGUUGAUGCUAAAUUACUUGGAUAGUAUUGUGGAGGAGGUAGGGGAGGAGAAUGUUGUCCAAAUAGUUACGGACAAUGCUUCCAAUUAUAAGUGGGCGGGAAAGGAACUUAUGAAGCAUAGGAGCAAAUUGUGGUGGACUCCGUGUGCGGCUCAUUGCAUUGACUUGAUGUUAGAAGAUAUUAGCAAGAUGAAAGUUUUUGAAACUACCAUUCAAAAAGCUAAGCAAAUUGUGAAAUUCAUUUAUGGGCACACACAAGUUCUUUCCAUUAUGAGGAAAUUCACAAGCAAUAAGGAGAUUAUUCGGCCGGCAGUUACAAGGUUUGCCACAUCUUUUCUCUCUCUUCAAAGUUUAUAUAAGCAUAAGGAGGCUCUUAUUAGUAUGUUUUCAUCAAAAGAUUGGUAUGAAUGUGGAUGUACAAAACAUAAGGAUGCUUAUGAGGUAAGGAAGUGGAUCCUUCGUGACACACAUUUUUGGAACCAUGUUGCUUAUUGCAUAAAGAGUGUCUUGCCCCUUGUUUGUGUCUUAAGAGAGGUUGAUUCGGAAGUGAGACCCGCCAUGGGAUUUAUCUAUGAGUUGAUGGAUGCUGCAAAAGAUAAGAUUGCAAAUAAUCUUGGAAAUGUGGAACCAAAGUAUGGACCGAUUUGGAGGAGAAUAGAUAAUAGGUGGAGUCCACAACUUCAUCAACCAUUGCAUGCAGUGGGUUAUUAUUUGAACCCUCAAUUCCGAUAUGAAGACAAUUUUAAAAAUACCGAGCAUGUGAAGAAGGGUUUGGAAGAGUGCAUGGAUAGGAUGCUAGUUGGUGAGGCUCGUGUCGCAGCGGAAAUACAAUUGGAUUUAUAUGAGCGAAAGCUUGGUAAGUUUGGAAGUGCGAUGGCUGAAUCUACUAGAAAAAUCUGAUCACCCGGUUAGUUAUUAUUUGCUUAACUUGCUACUUUUAAAUGCAAUUUUACCAAAUGUCUAUAUGAUUUUGAUUUAUUAAUCGAUAUUCAUUUUAUGUUCUUAGUGUUUUGGUGGGAAAAAUAUGGGACACAAACACCGGAGUUGAUGUAUUUUGCUACUCGGGUCCUUUCCCUUACUUGUAGUGCAUCGGGGUGUGAGAGGAAUUGGAGUACUUUUGAAAUGAUUCAUACUAAAAAGAGGAAUAGACUUGAACACAAGAGGAUGCAUGCUUUAGUCUAUGUGAAAUAUAAUAUUGCUCUAAAAGAUAGGACUUUGAAAAGGAAUGCUACAAUGGCCGAUCCUAUUGUAGUGGAAGAAAUUGAAUCUGAUGAUGAAUGGAUAACAGAGAUAGAGGAUCCGGUUCUUCCCCUCGAUCCACAUUGGCUUGAGGACAAUGUGGAAGAUCUAACAUUGAAUGAUGGGGCGGUAAGAAAUGUGCCAAUUGGUACAUAUCAAAGUACCCUAAUUAAUAGAGAGCCUCCUCCUCAUGUGCAAUCUCCUCCUCGUGAGCCUAUUCCUCCUCGUGAGCCUACUCCUCCCCGUGAGCCUACUCCUACUCCUCCCCGUGAGCCUACUCCUUCUCUUGAUGAGCCUAUUGUUUUAUACAAAAGGAAAUCUAGUGAAGGAGCAAGUUCAAGUAAAAGAAAGGCUCCAAGGAAAUCAAUGCGUCUUGAUGACAUUGCGGAUGACCGUAUUAGAAUUAAUCCAUAUGAUGAGACCAAUCCUCUCUUUGAGCACCAUGGUGAUGAUAGUGAUGAAGGUUAUAGUGAUGGAGGUGAUAGUGAUGGUAGUGAUAGUUUGGAUGGUGAUCUUCUAAUUGAUGAGGAUGAUGAUUUCCAAGGAUGAAGUUGAUUUCAAUAAUUGUUCUUGUUCUUUGGUCUUUCAACUUUAUAUCUUGGGAUUUAUUUUAGGUUUGGUGAUUUUGUUGAAUCAUAUGGUUUUAGUACUUGUUUAUUAUGAAUGGAUGACAAUUUAUAAUGUUUUUUUGGUUACCAUACAUGUUAUAUAUAUAAGACUAGUUCUAUACGUGAAUACAGAUAAUUUAUACGUAAGGCUUACGCCUUACGCCUCAAGGCGAACGCCUUGCUGAGGCUCUCCCGGCUACGCCUCGGCUACGCCUCAGCCUUUUAAAACA